Esox lucius (northern pike) is the source of this 1557-nucleotide messenger RNA. Its product is annotated as peroxidasin-like. Gene Ontology annotation, molecular function: transmembrane signaling receptor activity. The coding region runs from base 1 to 1557 and encodes 518 amino acids. The record is from RefSeq and is a predicted model, not a curated record. The transcript has 7 exons. Gene Ontology annotation, biological process: cell surface receptor signaling pathway. Lineage: Eukaryota; Metazoa; Chordata; Actinopteri; Esociformes; Esocidae.
AUGGCUGGGAGCUGGGUACCUGUGAUGUACUGGAGGUUUAUGAUGGCUGGGAGCUGGGUACCUGUGAUGUACUGGAGGUUUAUGAUGGCUGGGAGCUGGAUCGAAAAACUGUGUUCACUGGAGAAAAAAGUUACUCUGACCGAUUCAGUGGAGUCUAACUCAAGCCCCAUAUCUUCAUCCAUCAGUAAUUAUGUCACCGUAACUGCUAAUGCUACACUGAAAUUAGAUCCAACCUCUCCAUACACUGGAGAGACAGUUACUCUGACCUGUUCAGUGAACUCUGAGAGUAACUGGAGAUAUAACUGGUACAAAGACGGGACUUAUAUUCCAGUAACCCAGUCUGGCAGACUUUCUAUAACAGAAAACACCCUCACUAUCAGUAGUGUUAAAGUGUCUGACAAGGGUUCCUACCAAUGCCAUGGAUACCAACAUGACAGACCCACAUCUACAUCCACCAGUAAUCAGGUCACUAUAACUGUGAAAGCUCUGCCCACAGCUACACUGAAAUUAUAUCCAACCUCUCCAUACACUGGAGAGAAAGUUACUCUGACCUGUUCAGUGAACUCUGAGAGUAACUGGAGAUAUACAUGGAACAAAGACGGGAUUUAUAUUCCAGUAACCCAGUCUGGCAGACUUUCUAUAACAGAAAACACCCUCACCAUCAGUAGUGUUAAAGUGUCUGACAAGGGUUCCUACCGAUGCCACGGAAACCUAGAUGACAGACCCACAUCUACAUCCACCAGUAAUCAGGUCACUAUAACUGUGAAAGCUCUGCCCACAGCUACACUGAAAUUAUAUCCAACCUCUCCAUACACUGGAGAGAAAGUUACUCUGACCUGUUCAGUGAACUCUGAGAGUAACUGGAGAUAUACAUGGAACAAAGACGGGAUUUAUAUUCCAGUAACCCAGUCUGGCAGACUUUCUAUAACAGAAAACACCCUCACCAUCAGUAGUGUUAAAGUGUCUGACAAGGGUUCCUACCGAUGCCACGGAAACCUAGAUGACAGACCCACAUCUACAUCCACCAGUAAUCAGGUCACUAUAACUGUGAAAGCUCUGCCCACAGCUACACUGAAAUUAUAUCCAACCUCUCCAUACACUGGAGAGAAAGUUACUCUGACCUGUUCAGUGAACUCUGAGAGUAACUGGAGAUAUACAUGGAACAAAGACGGGAUUUAUAUUCCAGUAACCCAGUCUGGCAGACUUUCUAUAACAGAAAACACCCUCACCAUCAGUAGUGUAAAAGUGUCUGACAAGGGUUCCUACCGAUGCCACGGAAACCUAGAUGACAGACCCACAUCUACAUCCACCAGUAAUCAGGUCACUAUAACUGUGAAAGGGAAGAUGCCCAGACAGGGAAAAAGCACAGCCCCAACCGGGAGUGACACCCCAGUCUGCCACACGGAACGCCAGCGUCUGACCACAAAGACACACAUACUGAGCCAAAGCAGAGGGGAGAAACCAUGCAACCUCUCCUCCCUCACCCCGGCAUGGGGAGGAGGAGAGAACGCCCACAAGACCAUCUUCAUGGAAACAAACGACGGCUGGAUCGCCUGA